CUUGAACAGACCCGUGUGUAACUCCUGGUGUGUUCAGACGUACUUUCCUGGUCCCCGUUCUGAUGAUUGCCACAAAGAUGCACGCCGUGGCUCAGCUCAAGGAAAACAUUAAUAUUACAAACAACAAGACCAUGGAUGUAUCAAGGGUUCGCAGGUGUUUAUUCGGGAAACCAGAUAAAGACAGCCUUAAGGCUGAGGUUUCAAAACUGUAUGCCAAAGAUUGUGCGGAGGCCAAAUCGCGUUGGAACUAUGACAUCCUCAAUGAUGUUCCAGAGGAUGGACCAUUGGAUUGGGUUGAAACAACAGAUUGCCCAGAAUUCUAUAAAAAGGGAUACACGUCAAAAUUUAGACGUGUGUUACCACGUGUGCCGUGCAAUUCUCUGUAUAACCGGGAUUACAGCGACGAUAGUGACGAUGAGUUAAGAGGAGUUUCUACACUUAGCGACAAUGUGUUGUCGUCUACUAGUCAAGACGAUUUGUGCAAUAAAUCAGACGAGGAUUGUAAAAAUACUACAAUGCCGAAACUAGUGCAAACACACAUGGAUGCAUAUUUGAGGAAAAGAAAGAGAGCAGUUCCCUCCAGUACAACAUCAAGCAAGACGAGACGAUUAGAAUGAAGAGAACCUUUAGUCUAUAUUUACAGAUUUUGCAGACAGAAGUGCUUUGUUGCCGGAGAUGUGCCAGUCAGUCGGUCAAUGAGGACAAGUGGUAUGGAGGGCUGCCUGACCAUUAAUAUUGGUCACCGGACACAAUGGACAGUCUUCCAGGACGAAGAAAACACGCUGGACACUUUGCGAGCAUACUUGCCAAUAGUGAAAUAGAACCCAAGUGUAGAUUUCAGGAGAAACGCAGAAAACUGACCAGUAGUGCGGCGGGAUCCGUGCUUACAAUUAAACAAAUAUUCUUGGCCAAAAUUUGGAACAUUUAUAUGUUUUUCCGAAGUGUAUUGAAUAGACAUAAAAUAGUUCGUGAGAUAUGAAAAGAUCAUUUUGCAUUUCAUUUGAGAAAAUGUUAUUGUUAUAUGAUUAUUUUUUUGUUAUGAAAUUAUUCAUAUUUGUCAUCCUUGGUUUGUCUACCAUAUAUUUUAAUGGUUCGCUAUGUGCCCAGUAGAUGUCGCCACUGGUGACUCCAAACAAAUUGAUGUUGCUAAAUACAGCAUGAAAGUUUCAAGUAUUUAUAUUUUGAUAGCUUGACUGUAAUAUAAAUUUUUAUCCGCGAGUGAAAACUACAAAAUAUACCAUCAAAUGGUAUGCCAUUUUUUCUCAAUAAACUUUAAAUCAUUCCAAAAAUUACCCCAUCUAGUAUUUACAUCUGAAAACACCGGGCACAGAUGCCAAAUGCGGCGAAAACUGUUUUUACAUCUUUGGGAGAAAUAUUUUUAUUUUUAUCUUUGUGGAGCGAAAAAUGUUAUUUUAUUUUGUGUUAUUGUGUUUCCCAUAAUACACUGCCCUCAUUUUCCAAGUUUGUGACAAAAAGUUUAAAACCCUUGUGCAAUUUUAUAUAUUGUGUAACUGCAGCUGUUUGCUUAGCCUGACCAGGUAUAAGUAAGCAGUACUGUGGCCGAUCUCAUUUGCAUAUUAUCAUUUUUAUUUAUUGUUUGCCUAAAUUAUGUUCUAACUUAAAAUACAAUUAAGCGAAAUGUAUAUAAUAUAUGUAUUACAUGAAAUAUUUGUGAAAGCAAAUAAGAAGACACCUAUUUAUAACGUUUGAUCUGACUGCUCAAGUCAGAAUAAAAUUAUUUAAUUCAAAUGUAAAUAUUUUACACAUAAAAACUACAAUACAAGCAAAUGUUGGCAGAACUUUGAAAAAAUGAUUGCUAUCAAAUAUGGAAACAGUUACUCUUUUGGAGAUUAUUUGAUUUUUUUAUUGCCGUAAAGAAAUAUUUGAAUUUAUAUCAGUGGUACUUACCACCUUAAAUUUUAAUUUAUGUACAUUUCCAAAACUUUUAGAAUUUCCUUUUUAUUCUUUUUCUGUUCUUUCUUUCUUAUUCAUUAUUGGAUAAUUUUCCAGAAAUUGUGAACAGAGAUCCAAAGUUACAAAAUGGUAAAUGACAGACUUUCGAAUACAAAAAAAGCUUUGAGAUAUUCAUACGAAAAUUUGUAACUAUAAUGAUAUUGUGAUUAGAGAGUGAUUUCACUUAAUAGUAAUGUAAAUCUGUUUAUCGCAUGAAAUAAUUGUAAGAUUUAUAAAAUCAGAAAAUAAAUCCAGUCAGAAAAUCUAGCAGCUAUUUAGCAAAAAGUUCAUGUCAUUUACCAUAACACUUCAUGAUCCAGAUGAAUCCUGAUUUUAAAAUGAUCUCAUUUUAUGUUGAGCAACAAUCAUCAUUGGUGAAAACCAAAACUGGAAUAUUAUAAUUGAUUUGUCAUUAUUGAACGUUUAGUUGUGUAGCUUCAGAAUCACUAUUGUGUUCAAAUUGGAAAGGUUUUAGUCAGGAAAUGAAAGUUGAGAAUGAGGCUCGACCGAGUUAAGGUGUUUUAAAGAUGAUUUUUUUUCUGCAUGUUUGAAUGAAAUGUAUGUUUGUAAAGAAAGUGUGUGUGUGUUAAGUGAAUGGAGAAUGAAUUGAAGACAUGUAAAACUGACUUUUUGAAGUUAAAAACAUUGCAAAGACUCAAAACGCUCAUCAACUUGUUUCCAUUUAUAUCAAUCAUGGUUCAUAAAGUGCAACUUUGUUGUGUUGUCAAAAAACUAUUUCUUGUUGAUGCUGAAAUAGAAAAAAAAUAUUGUAAAAGAAAAAGAAGAAAGAAAAAACCCAAUAAAAUUGAAGGUUUAAAUGAUA
Molecule: messenger RNA, 2776 nt
Organism: Pecten maximus
Lineage: Eukaryota; Metazoa; Mollusca; Bivalvia; Pectinida; Pectinidae
Exons: 3
Coding region: 63-617 (184 amino acids)
Biological process (GO): regulation of cell cycle
Cellular component (GO): nucleus
Molecular function (GO): cyclin-dependent protein serine/threonine kinase inhibitor activity
Source: RefSeq, a predicted model, not a curated record